CGAUUUGCUAGGCGGAGAUGCGCGUUUGUCCCUGCCCAGCUCCCAUUACUGUUUCGCUCGUCAGCUGACAGCAGUUGCCUACUUUCGCCGUUCACAAAACUGUGUGUUAAUAAUGAGUAGGAGACACAAAAAGGGAAUUAAAUACGCUGUGUAAAUUAAAUGAGCACAUUUGCUUUAAGCAGUAAAAUAGCACAGACGUUACAUUUCAUAAAGUACAGUUUGCAAGAACAGGUGAUCGGGAUAACAGGGAUGAGUCAUGGCAUCAGUGAAAGUAGCAGUGCGGGUCAGGCCACUGAAUCGCAGGGAAAAAGAUCUGGAUGCCAAAUUUAUCAUUUUAAUGGAGGGAAAGAAGACAACAAUCACAAAUUUAAAGAUUCCAGAAGGUAUAUCUGGUGAUUCUGCAAGAGAACGAACCAAGACUUUUACAUAUGACUAUUCAUAUUAUUCAGUCGAUAGCAAAGAUCAUAAUUAUGCAUCUCAAGAAAUGGUUUUUAAUGAUCUUGGUUCAGAUGUCCUUAGAUCAGCGUUUGAAGGUUAUAAUGCUUGUGUCUUUGCUUACGGACAGACUGGAUCCGGCAAGUCAUAUACUAUGAUGGGCAAUUCUGAUGAUGUAGGAUUAAUACCACGAAUAUGUGAAGGUCUGUUCAAUAGGAUAGCUGGUAAACGAAGAUGGGAUGAGGCUUCUUUUCGUACAGAAGUAAGCUACUUAGAAAUUUACAAUGAAAGAGUCAGAGAUCUACUUCGGAGGAAAACAUCUAAAACCUAUAAUUUAAGAGUCCGGGAGCAUCCUAAAGAGGGGCCUUAUGUAGAAGAUUUAUCAAAACAUCUAGUUCAAAAUUACAGUGAUGUAGAAGACCUUAUGGAGGCUGGAAACCUCAACAGAACAACUGCAGCAACAGGCAUGAAUGACGCUAGUAGCAGAUCUCAUGCCAUUUUCACCAUCAAUUUUACUCAGGCUAAAUUUGAUGCAGAAAUGCCAUGUGAAACAGUUAGCAAGAUCCAUCUGGUGGACUUGGCUGGAAGUGAACGAGCAGAUGCUACUGGUGCAACUGGUGUCAGAUUAAAAGAAGGAGGGAAUAUCAACAAAUCUCUGGUUACUCUGGGAAAUGUAAUUUCUGCCUUAGCUGACAUGUCUCAGGAUGCAACAAGUCCCCAUGCAAAAAAGAAGCAUCUCUUUGUGCCUUAUAGAGACUCUGUCUUGACUUGGCUUUUGAAAGACAGUCUUGGUGGAAACUCCAAAACAAUUAUGAUUGCCACUAUUUCACCUGCUGAUAUCAAUUAUGGAGAAACUUUAAGUACACUUCGCUAUGCAAAUAGAGCCAAAAAUAUCAUCAACAAGCCUACCAUUAAUGAAGAUGCCAAUGUCAAACUCAUCCGUGAGCUAAGAGCUGAAAUAGCUCGAUUAAAAGCUCUGCUUGCUCAGGGGAAUCAGAUUGCACUGUUAGACUCACCGACAGCUUUGAGUAUGGAAGAGAAACUUCACCAGAAUGAAGCAAGAGUGGAAGAACUUACCAAAGAAUGGACAAACAAAUGGAAAGAAACUCAAAAUAUUUUAAAAGAACAGACUCUAGCACUCCGAAAGGAAGGAAUUGGAGUUAUUCUGGACUCUGAGCUACCUCAUUUAAUUGGCAUUGAUGAUGAUCUUCUAAGUACAGGCAUUAUUCUUUAUCAUUUAAAGGAGGGCAGAACAUAUGUUGGUCGUGAGGAUGCUGAAACAGAACAGGAUAUCGUACUUCAUGGCCUUGACUUGGAAAGUGAGCAUUGCAUCUUUGAACAUGUAGAUGGCAUUGUGAAUCUGAUACCACUGAAUGGCGCCCAGUGUUCUGUGAAUGGAAUGCAAAUCAAGGAGCCAGCAAAGCUCAACCAAGGUGCAGUCAUAUUGCUUGGGAGAACUAACAUGUUUAGGUUUAAUCACCCUAAAGAAGCUGCGAGACUCAGGGAAAAAAGGAAGAGUGGCUUGCUGUCUUCUGGUUUAUCUAUGACAGAUCUUUCAAAGUCUUGUGAAAAUUUAUCCACUGUUAUGCUUUACAAUCCAGGGCUUGAAUUUGAAAGGCAGCAACGCGAAGAGCUGGAAAAGCUGGAACUGAAAAGGAAGUUGAUAGAAGAAAUGGAAGAAAAACAAAGAUCAGAAAAGGCUGUAUUGGAAAAAAUGCAACAAGAGGUUGAGUUCCAGCGCAGAGAGACAGAAGUAGUACAGCUGAGGAUUAGAAAACAAGAAGAAAGUCUAAAACAGCGUAAUUUAGACAUUGAAAGCAAAUUAAAAGAUUUACAAGCAGAGAAAGAAAAGUUUGAAGAAGAACGCUUGAAAGAACAACAAGAAACAGAACUGCUGAAGAAGCAUGAAGAGGAAACAUUGGUACAUGUUAAAGAAGAGCUUGCAAGACUACAGGAACUUAACUGUAAAGAGAGGACUGAAAAAAUGGAGAUCUACAGAGAAUUGGAAAGGCUGAAACAAGAAAAAGACAAACAGUACAUCAAAUUGGAACUAGAGAAAAAGAGACUUGAAGAACAAGAGAGAGAACAACUCAUUUUAGUGUCGCGUCUUGAAGACCAGCUUCGGCAAAAGCAAGAAAUGAUCAAGUUAUUCAAGAAUGAAGAUGUUCAAAGAAUUGAGGAAGAAAAAAUUAUGCUUGAAGAGAUCAGGGAGGCUCUUCUGAAAGCCAAAGAAGCAAGAUCUGAAGGAGAUGAAGAUCAUGAAGAUGUUCAGGUAGCUCAACAAAAAUAUGUUAAUUUUAAAAAGCAGCAGUUAGAACGGUUGUUCUGUAAGGAAGCAGACUUGUACCAAGAGAAAGAACUUCUUGAACUAGAAAUAAGAAACGAAUGUGAAGCAGUUAGUCAUCUUCAACUUGAGCAAGGGAAACAGAUGAAAGUUCUUAAGGAAAAUGAAGAAAAAGGUACCUUAGAUUCUGCUGAAGCAGCUCAGGUUUCUGAAAAAUUAAGAAAUGCUGAAAACAGGUUACAUCACAAAGAACGCCAGCUUCAUUACCUAGUUAAUCAGCAUCUACCAACACUGUCAGAAGAGAAACAAAGAGCAGCUGAGAUUCUGGAAAGAGGUUUAUUGGGUUUAGACAAUACACUCUAUGAAACUGAGAAAGAAAUUGAGGAAAAACAAGAACAGCUUGCACACUACAGAGCCAGCGCUGACCAGCUGCAGCAGCUCCAGGCUACUUAUGAAUUCACUGCCAAUAUUGCACGACAAGAAGAAAAAGUUCGCCAGAAGGAGAAGGAAAUUCUGGAGUCUCAAGUAAAACAACAGAGAGAGGCUUUGGAGCAGGCUGUAGCUAAAUUAGAAAGGAGACAACGUCAGUCCACGCUUGACUUAGAAAUUGAGGCUCAAAAGCAAAAACUUGCAACUCUAAAUGCCAUUGAACAAAGUGAGUUACAGGUCAGCAUUGCAGCAGAACAGAAGGCUGUAGAGCAAGAUCGUAAAAGACUGGAGAGUGAAAUUCAGCACCUGAAGCAGAAGAUAUGCGAGAGUGAUACUGCUGCGAAAAGUCACCAGGGAACAAGUGAAGAAAAAGCUUCCCAUGCUAGCUCUCCUGUUAGCCCUAAAAAAUCACCACUUGCUCAACUGCCUAUAGAAGAUGACAGGAUCAAUGCAUUAAUUGAAGAAGAAGUGCAAAGGAGGCUAAAAAAAUGUCAAAUAAACGGUGAUGACAAUAGUGAUAUGCAAUUCUCUCUUAGUUCCACAAAGGAAAGUGAAAUGCUUCUUGAUGGCAUUACCCAGAGAAAACUCAAGUAUGAGCGAAUUGCAUCUCGUCCUCUUGGAGCUAAUCCAGAUGACCUGAAGGAUCCCAUCAAAAUUAGUAUUCCUCGCUAUAAGCUACACGGACAAGGAAAAGAUGAGCAUUAUGAGUUUGAAGUAAAGAUAACUGUUCUUGAUGAAACAUGGUCUCUGUUUAGACGAUACAGUCGUUUUCUGGAAAUGCACAAAACUUUGAAGCUGAAGUAUCCUGAGCUUUCUGAUUUACCUUUCCCACCAAAAAUACUGUUUGGAAACAAGGAUGAGAGAGUGAUCUCUGAACGACGAAAUCAGUUAGAGAAAUACCUGCGGAAAUUUUUCUCCAUAAUGCUGGAUUCUCCAUCUUCUCCACUGCACAUUGACAAAAUUGGGCUUACUUUGUCAAAACACUCCGUUUGUGAGCUCACACCAUUUUUCAAGAAAGGAGUUUUUGACUUCAGCAGCCAUGGAACUGGAUGAAUCCGACUUGAAGCACUUUUAUUUUCCUUUCCUUUGUUAGAAAGGGACCAAGCACAGUGCCUUUUACUCUAAAGCAUACAGGUGGCAUGCCACCUGUGUCUGCUGUAACAAACUGUCUUGCGUUUUGAUUCACUUUCCACUGUGAUGAGUAGGCAAAGAAAACAGAAACGUUUCAGCCACUGUAGUUGAAUUAUUCAGAAAAAAAGCAUAACAGUGUAACACUGGAAUGUUUCCAGCCUCAUGUCGAGCUACCUUUACAGAUAUUACCUAGCCUGUGUCUUACAAAAAGCUGGAUGUAUACCUGUACGCUAAUGUAUAAAAUGAUGGUACCUCCUGUGGAGACAUUAUCUGAAGCCCUACUGGACAGAAUAUACAUUUCUACUUGUGUCAUUACUAAAUGACAAAUGAUAACUCUCUGCCUAUUAGCCUUACUGCUUCUGCUGUUUAUGGCCAUUUUGACGCUAUAUUUAGCUUUUCAUUGUAUGAUGGAUGGGAGUAUGCAUUCUUGAGGUCUUUAUGAGCAUAGUGAAGUCCAAGACAUUUGCAAAAUUGCUUUUCUGAAGUUCAGAUUUGAGACUACUUUAUAAAUGAAAUGCAACAUCAUUUCAAACUGUGUCCUGUGGCAUUUGUUUCUGGGGUAACAUUUUCCUUUCCCUUGAAGAGUAGCUAAAUGUACAUUUAUGAGUUAAAUUUGAUGCAGCAUACUCUAUAAUUAAUUAAAUAUUGUGAUAUCUUUGGGAACAUUUUUGUUUUUAUUUAUUUUAUUACAAUGAUUUUAUUUAUGAGAGUCCCAAAACCACCCCAGUGUCAGAACGGGUGACUGCUGCACUUUUGGGUACCAGCGAACAACAUGUGCUCAUUACUUGCCCAUUUACAAAGGCUGAUGGGCGUAUUUUUACUAUGAAGAUAUUAGAGCAUCUUAUGGGGCACUUCUUGUAGAACAGAAUAUUCUUUGUCAGGAGUUAGACCAUGCUCACCAUCUGUAGAGGCAGAGCCACCAAGCUGAAACUCAAUUUUAGGACACAUUCUUUUUCAGAGAACAGUAUUGAACAGCACACAGUCUCCUAAUUAAUAUCUGUGAUUGUUGAUGUUUGCAAAGAGAACUGGAGACAGAGACUAGGACAUGCAUAGAUGAAGUUCUUUGAUGUUUUUGGUGUUAUUAUUCAUUUCACUUCAUCUGCUUCUUUCCAACAUGUAGAACAGUUUUUUUUUCAUAAGCUGAAACAUCCUUUAAAGAACAGCAAACUGCAGCAUACAGUUUAAUGAAUGACUGCUGAAAGCCAUAGUUUCUCUCCAUACUUAAGGUUAAUGCUUCUGUUUGCUCUCAGUUACUCUUAAUUUAUUAAUAUAUAACAAAGCUCUGAAACUAGACCUGUAUAAAAAACAGAAAACUCAGUUCUAGCAGUGCCAUGUAAAAGGGUCAUUGUGCAGUCAGAAAAUAACUGGACGCUUGAGGUAUUGGUUAUUGCAAGAUAACCCAGAUUAUUAAAUCAAAAAAAUUGUAUGCAGUUCCUUAGAAAAUCUUAAUUGAGUGCACAUUUCUGAAAUAAUGAAUACUGUUAUGAUUUAUAUAAUUUGCUGAAUAGACUAGAUUUUAUACAAGUAGAGCAGUCCCAUGCCUUUUAUCUCCAAGUUUAAGCAGUAGCAUAUAUUUUGAUUGGACUGAUGUAUUUUUUCCCUUAUAAACUGUAACUGGUAACAUCAGUAUCUCUAAAACCUCAAAAUACGAAUAAUGUUGCUGUGAUAUAUAUGGCAAUAACCUGGGAUUUAAACAGCAUUUUAACAUUAGUUGUUUGUUAAACUGGAUACUCAGUGAUGUGCAAUAACCUAGCACUUAAGGAGCAUAAAUCACUUGAGUGAAACCACUGAAUCUCUAAUGUCUUCUGAUUAUUUUCUUUUGGAAGAUAAUGUUCAUCUUUGAAACUGUAUGUUUUAGCAGGCAUUUCGGCUGCAGUAUUUUUAUACAGGCUGCUUUCUUUUACUUAUGCUAUUCUUUUUUGAAUGCUAUAACUGCUGUGUUAAUUUUAAAAAGAGAAAUUCUAACAGCUUUCCUGAUCAGUGCCCUGCCUUUGAGGUACAUUAGCUUAAAAAAGAAUUGUAUAUAUUUUCUACUUUUUUUGUUUAGUUAGAAAAAGUGUAUCUAUUUAAGGUAGUCAGUUGGGUAUCGACACAAACCAGGUAGGUAAUAACCAGUAACAAGUAGCUCAUGUUUUCAAUUAAGGGAUACUAUGACCAAGACACCAAAGAAAUUUCUUCAUUGUUCUCUCAGUAGAAGUAAUGGGGAAUGCCCAUUUUUAAGCCGAUUUAUUUAAGCAGUAUUUGGUAGCCGGAAGGAUGGACCUGUCAGAAGACUCUUUUUAGCCACAACCCAGGCUCAGAAGCAAUAAACAGUGCAAGCAGACGUAAGCACCUGAAUAUCCAGAAAUGUUCUCAGUUUAUCUGCUUACCAGAUGCGUACCACACGACAGCAUUGUCUUAAUUGUAGGACUCAUUGUUUAAGAUGUAAUCUUCGUCCCACUCCAGCUGAAGAGUUGUGAGCUCAGCUAGGAUUGCGUAUAUACAGAGAGUUAGUCAUAGUCAAAAUGCCUUUAAAACUUGAUGAGAUCCCUGAAAAGAUAAACCUCUGCUUUUACUAUUAUAGAGUAAUUAAACAGUAACCAGCCUUUCUUCGAGAAUUUGCUGGUUCUUCGCACCAAGAUAAUACCAGUGGUUAAAGCUGUUGCCUCACAGCUCAAGAACCGUCCACUCAGUCGUGGCUUCCAGCUGCUUUUUGGUUAGAGACAGCUUGUUUUUGCAUAUCUUUAUGGAUUUUAUUUGAGCACUUGGUUUCCUUAUACGAAUUAAUAACAUACUGCUUUUUGUUUGAGUACCCAUUUGUUUCUGGGUUUGUCUUGCAGCUGUUUUGUCUCCAGGCUAUCCCUGUAAAAGUGCCUUUAGCUUAAAUCUGGUUAACAAAAUGAAAAAAAUGGAAUAGAAGGGCAAUGAUGCAGACAGCUAACAACAGUACAUAAGUGCCUUAAUAAUGACCACAGUCACACAAGUUCUCAGCAAGUGCAGAGUUUUAAGUACAUUUUUAACCAUGUUGUAUUUGUUAAUUUUAUUUUAGCAGUAGCUUUUGUUUUGGCAAGUCUGUAAAAUGAAAUAGUGGCCACAAAGGUUGUGUUUUUGAUGUAGUAUGGAAGAAUAAUUCUGAUAAUGUUAGCUGAUGUUGGGUUGUUUGCUGGAGCUAUUAUGGAGUAGGCUGUAAAUGGUCUUCUCCCUUGCAUGUAGUGUUGAUGGCUGUAUAUCUUUGAUAACUAGUUUGUAGAGUGAGCAACACAGCUUGUAGAGGACUAAAGGAUAUGAACCUUUAAAAUGCCUAAAAUGUUCACUGCAAGACAUCAUCUUUAUUUGUAUGCUGUGUUAAAUGGCACGUCCCUUCACUUGUGGCAGGGAUUAGUAGAAGAGCAUCUUAAUCUGCAUAUAUUGCACCUGCUUUACUGCAGAAUAUUUUAUUCAGUGGUGCAUUAUUUAUUUUUUAUUUUUGGAAAAAGAAUAACAUUAUAUAUAUAAAUAUAUAUAUAUAUUCUGUAUUACCAUUUAGAAAGAUGCAAAUCCCAUUUUGUUGUAUCAGCCAGGCCAGAAGGUUGUUUUGACAGUUUUCAAAGACCAGCGAAGUUAUUUUUGCUAGGCUUUACAGUUGCUUUAUUAAACCCUUUCCUGUGAUACAUCCUUCCCAUUGCAAAAUUUAUGUCAGCUAUGUAAUCUCAACCAAAAAACAGCAAAAUAUCUUACAUAAGGUCUGCAUGUACAAGUAAAGUAACUAGAAAUCUGCCACUCUGGUGGCAUAGAGGGAUAAAGCCCGAAUUACAGCCCAGUUGACCUGAGUUCUAUUAGUGGCUCGGGUGAGAGAUAACUUGGGUGACAGAGCAACAAGGAUGGAUGAGCCUGCCUUUCCUUAGUGGAGGGCACUCAUUGCUGACUCUCCUUAAGGGGAGGCAUGAUCCAAAGAGAGGAGUUACCCUCAGAUGCAAUCAGCUAGCGUGGGGGGGGGGGGCAGGAAAAGGGAAAAGUAGGAAGGGUGUAUAAAAUAUAACUUCCCCACUGGACUGAAGCACAGACAGCUGAGUGUGAGGAUACUUCUAAAAUACAUGACCAGCCUCAGCAACACCCGAACAAAUCCAGAAGGUAGGAGGAUGCUGACAGACCCAGCAUGGACAUCGGGUCCCUGGAGGUCAGGCCAGUUCUCCAUCCUUUGCUGAUUCACUUACACUUUUUCUCAUGUAACCAUGUUGAUGUGGGCACUCUUUUGAAUGACACUAAUGACUUUGUGCCUAUGGCUGGCCCUGCAAACCCUUCCCUGUUUUCCUGCCACUCUUACUCUUAAGUGUUUCCUUACAUUUUAUUCUUAAAAGCUUUUGUGGUGAUGUAUAUAACAAGGACAGCAACUAGAAAAAAGAAGGUCUCUCAAAUAUCCUUAAAGAUCUUCAGAGCUAACACUUGGGACCCAGCUUGGUAUCUCUGUGACUCAGCUCAUACUGUUGUAUGGUCCAGCUGCAUUUUUUUUUCUCAGAAGCUGCUGAACUCAGAGGCACAUGCAUCUCAUGCAUUUAUGUACUGUGAUGUUGUAUCCUAAAUUUGCAUAAUGCACUUGGCCGUUGAGCCUGCCAUUUCUUGCUGAUACUUGCACAGCUCAGUCUUGAGAGUGAUUUAUGUAGUGGAAGAAUCCCCAUGUUCAGCCGCUAAGGCAGUAAAAUAUUUUAAGUGUCCAUGUAGCAAACAUAUAAACAGAAAUGUUCACUGGCAUUGAUUUUGCUGCUACAAAUGCUUGCUGUUCAAACCAGUCACUUAGAGACAUUGGAUUGAAAGAACUCCUGACCUUCCUCACUAUCAUGAGACUGGAAGAGGUUGAAGGAACCCAGAGAAAACUUCAACAGCAGGGUUACAUGCAAAUCUCCAGGUCUUUGCUGAAGCACCUUUCAAAGGCUAAAGAAACUGAGGACAGGUUUUGGAAACACCCACUUGGAGGUAAGUCCAUUUCAGAAAUUACUUUCUGGUCCAUGCUUGUUGUGUGUUCAUCCUUAGCUAGUAAGGGUUUGCACUCAUGGCCAUCUUUCACUCUAUUAGGUGAUGACAGGUACAGAGGAGGUGCACAUCCAGUUCCAGCCCUGAGGUGGACUCAUCCAGGGUCCAGAUAGUGCCUCUUUUUUUGUUGGUCAGUUAGUCAGAGCAUAGGUAAGACCUGUCUUUUCCUGGUGAGUAGCUCCUUGAGUCACCAAUCUAUAGUCCUCUAGUGUUACUCAGGACUCAAGACUUCUCUCCCCCUGGCUCAGCAGCAUUCAGUGGCCCAGGUAAGAAGAGGUUUGUUCUACUGGGUCUUCCCAUAUAAGGGCUUUUAGUUUAGGCCUUUGAAUUUUGAGAGUGUGAUUUGAAGUCUGGUGGGAACUGGCCAAAAAGGUGCGUGAUUGCACCCUUAUGGAGCAUGACCUGAUACCAGGAUCAAGCUUGUGUAUUUCUCAUAGGUUCAUACACCAGUAACCUGUCACCAGGCACACACUUAUUGCACCCACUAGAAACUCAACACCAUGCUCAUCUUCCAUGCAUGAUCUUGACUCUGCUAGAAUUCUUAGGACCAGUGAUUCCCUCCUCACUUGGUUUCCUCUGAGACAGCUGAGGAGGUAGAAACAAUUUUGAGAGAGACAAAGUUUUCACCUUUUCUUACAGUUCCAGAAAUGUCCCAUUCUUUACAGAAUCCUUGAGAAUCAUGAAGUCUUACACUGAUUGUCCUGUACCCUGCCGUGCCUCGCAUUUGAGAUGCUUUAAUGAGUAUGUGGGGAAGGUGAAUAAAAAGAUGUGGGUUUCCCUGUCCAAGUGUAUGAUACUUGCAGCCUGGAAACACCCAGAAUGUUCUUGUUUAUCUCCCAGAAAAGCAGAUGCUAUUUAUAAGGCAAUGAUUAACUUUAGUACGAUCCUGACCAGGUGUCCUUGGGAUGAUUUUAUGUGAUAUCACUGAUCUAGCACAGGACCCAGAAACUACAACACAUUUCUAUUUUUCCAUCAGAUAAGGAGUCUAAAGCUUUGGAUGUGUUUGGCAAGAGAAUAUGUCCCAUUUCCACCACUGGAACAAACAAUGAAAAGGUUUUUCUCCUUCUAUGAGCCUGGGUGUAAGGGAAAAUGGUUAAGAAUUUGAGUGCCAGAUCAAUAGUGGACUUACUUUAUGACAUGCUAUAGUUUUCACUAUGCCGCUGCUAUGGCAAUGGCAGUAAGUUGAGGCAUUUGUCUGUGCAAGAUGGUCUGGUUGAGGUGAUCAUUUUUCAAGGAGCAGCUCAAGUAUGUCAUCUUGGAUUCUCCUUUCAAGGAAAUGGUUUUAUUCAGCCAGCCUUCAUAGAAUCUGGUGGAUGACCUCCGAAGGGAAAGCAGAAUUUCUCUAGCAUUCUUUAGCCCCCCAGUUCUUCUAGGUCUAAACAGCCACUCUCCCAAGAAGUCACUUCACAGAUAGAGGAAGGCAGUUGGGUAUCAUAUGGACUUUACCCCAUUGUGUUGCAGCCAGGUAACUCAACGGGGUGGGUCUGCUGACCUAUCAGUUGUAGUCCAUCUGACCACCAAAGACCACCUUGGACAGCAAUUACCUGUGUUUUCCUCAUCUUGAAGAGUCAUCACUAAGAACCAUUGGGUUCUUGAUAUAUUCAAGGAUAGCCAUAUCCUGGGGCACUUAGGUCUUUCUCCAGGAAGGGCUUUACUCUGAGAUCAGGCCAUCUCCUUAUAGCUGUUGAGACAAGCCCAGAAUGUACUCUUCAGUCUCUGCAGCUUUAUUGAGUAUGUCCACUGCAUAAAGCUGCAGUUAAUGGCUGUCCAUGGACUCAUACCACCCCUUCUACAGAGCACCUGAAUUACGUCAGUGGAUAAGAUGGGUGUCUUUUGGUGCAUCAGUGUCUGGGUGUGCACAGUGAGUUCUUUAAUUUUACCAUGGUUGGGGGAGUACUUUUUAGUGCUGAGUGUUACUGCUGUUUGGGCUUCCCUUUGUACUCAGUGUUUACCAAAGGAAUUGAUGUUUUAUAUGAAACCUUGUAGGAGACCAUUCUUCUGCCAUGUGUUCCAUUACCUGGAUGAUUGGCUUCUGAUGGACGUGUCAGGAGAGUCCCUGAUUGCGUUCUUAAAAUGGUUGAUCCUUUAACUACAGUUCCUGAGGAUGACCAUAAAUAGAUUGAAAUCCUUUCUGAUCCUGUCUCUUAGGGGAUUGCUGUCAUGUAGUAGGGCAUUCUCAAAUUUCAGUCAUUCUUCCAUGUGGUGAGCCGAUGAGGUUAUGGAUCUGGCAGGCUAGGUGAAAAUAUUCAAGAGUGGUCUAGGUGAGGAUUUAUCAGAAUGUCCAGAUUUGCCUUCAAGGUUUGAUGGCUGCCAUAAUCUUCAUUGUGACACAUAAAGGCCUGAGAAUGUAGGUGUUUUAGUGGAUAGUGAAGUACAAUUGGUGACAUUGUCUCCACAUGCUCAUGGAUAAGUACAUGGUCUUAGACACUGCAAUGGUGGAAAAUCUCUAGCAGUAUUCAGCUGGGUUACCCAUUCCUGUCCCUGAACCUUUCACAGGUGCUGAUGGUAGGCGCUUCACUUAUGGGAUGCGGAUCUCAACAUGGCUGCUUUACAAUUUAAGGGAACAAGUUUUCUGUGAAGAAGGAAAUCCUUGUUAUCCAGUUGGAGUUAUGUCACGUCCUCCUUACCAUCAAGGCUAAGGAGGAACUGCUGAUUCUAGGGCUACUUUUCACUCAAAUAUGUUGUGUAGUUUCUAACAGGGUGGAAAGGAGCUGUAGAGAGAGAGCAAUUGUUGCCUCAGCAGUUCACAUUAUGGGUAAAGCAGAAUGUGCUGGUAGGCUCUCUGAGCUGAUGUUCCAGUCCUCUUCUGGAGCAGUGGGUAUAGGAGGUGUGCCCGGUUUGGAUCUUCCAGAAGUGGAGCACUUCAGGUAUUGAUCUGUUUGACACCCAACAAAUUGCCCUUCUGUCCUCUUAAUCUUGAUGCAGUAAGGCAAGGGGGAGUUUAUUGUGGAUGUGUCCUCCAUCCCUUGGUACUGGGUAUUCAUGUCUCCUUUUCUCCCAUUCCAGUUCCACAUCGACGCCACACGAUCAAGACUAAUACUCAUCAUAUCAUAGUCAGUGAGAAGGCUGUGGUUCCCAAACUCAUGGGUUUUUGGUAAUGCAAAAACCCUCUCAUUUCUGUCCAAGGAAGUUCACUAAGGUUGGGGAACAGACUUUUUCGUACUGUAGACUCAAUGAUCCUACCAGGUCAUCCAGGUGAAGUAUCAGAAAUGACUGAAGCUGCCAAGAAGCCUUCCUCCUGUUAGACAGACUUUGCUAGUUGGAAGAGCUUUGGCAUUUGAAUAAAGCGCUUCCUGAUAACUGCGUGCCAUGGUUAGUUUGCAAGUGAUUCUGGUUUACGGUUUAUCUUUGGCACUGGUAUGAUUUGAGACGCUAUUGUUCUAGGAUCUGUGCAGAUGCGUCAGCUAUUUCCACAUAUCUUGAUCUUGUAGAGGGCAAGAAUGUUGCCCAGCACUGGUCCAUCAUGCAUUUUCUUAGAGGUUCUGCAUCAGUGUGGCCCCUCCCUGACCCCACACCCCUGUGCCCAUCCACACACACAUGUACACUGUGUGAAACCUGCCGGUAUAAAGUUUAUAUCUUGGCAGCUGAUUUUUCUGGUGGACAUCUCUACUUGCAAGGGCUUGGAGAUUCAAACCCCUCGUGAUUGUGAUCCAUAGCAAAUCCCUUUGGAAGUGUCCUAUUUCCUUCUAAGAGUUCUUUCUGAGUUGCCCUUAAACCAGUUCAUUUUUACCUAUUUUCUUUGUUGGGAUGGAAUCCAGGGGGAGGGAGAGAGCAAUCCAGCUUACAGGAAAUGUUGCUUGGCCUAGAAGUCCAAAUUUCUUUUUCUUGCAGGAAGCAUGGCAUAUGACCUGAAGUAGCCUCUGUUCCACCUGUUCAAACAGCCUGCUCUAACAAACCUGAUUGAAAAGGGCUUACUUUAUGUCUCAGUGAAGGUGCACUUCUCUUUAUACAUCUGCUUGCUUGCACCUAGAAUCCUCUUUGGAAUCUCUCUCUACAGUUGAGCAGUUUCUUAAGGGUUCCCACAUUUAAAGCAUAUAAAGAAGGCAGUGCCACACACACACACACACACACACACACACACACACACACACACACACACACACACACACACACACACACACACACAAAUUCAAGAUUUUUUAACUUUUCUAACAGAAAAAAAGUGCUGCUUCCCUUUGAAGCAAGUGACAUUCAUACCAGUGGUAUUCUUAACUUGGAAAACAUAUCUCUGGUAGCUAUUACUUCAGCCAGGGGAGCUUCAGGACUACAGGCUUUAGUAGACAGAGAACCUAAUGCAGUUUUUGACUAGGACAGGGUGUCCCUUAGAGCUCUAAAAUGAUCACUCUGUCUUUUAUUCCAAAAGUAAUGUUGGAGCAGACCCUGAAUCAAACCAUUCCAUUUCCACUUUUCUCCUCAUCCUCCAAAAAAGGGAGGAAAAACACUUGCUUCUGAUAAAUAUGCAUAGACAAGUGUGGCGUUGUAAUGACAGAACUAAAGACUUCAGAAAAUCACAACAGGUCUUAGCCUCGUCCAUGCCAGGGAAGCAGGGCAGACCAGUUUUCAAACAGACUUGCUCUACCUGGUUGGUGGGUUGCAUUUCUUUCUUUUAUGAUCAGUGAGAAAAUGUUCUACAGGAUUGCAUUAAGGCACACGGUACUAGGACAACAGCUGUUAACAGCUACUUUUUUUCAGAAAUGUUUCAACUCAAAGUAUUUAUGGGGCAGAUACCUGGAUCCUCCACUUUUCUCUAAAAAAAACUUUCCUUGACUAGAGUAGGAUUUGCCACUGAAGUUUUGCAAGGCAUGUAUGCUCCCUCCUCCUAGGUCUGUGGCCACUUCUCACUUGUUCCACUCCUUAUGACUGAAACUGCAGUAGUGAUCCUUGCAUUAAAACAAGAACACAUAACUACAUGUUUGAGUCUAAGCAUCACUGCUGCUGUAUAGACUCUUAUCUGUCUUCCUCCUCAAUAAUUUUUUUAUGUGAAGCUAGUAAAGCCUAAAAGUAGAGGCAGACUACUGCUUCUGUUUCCGAGUUCUUGCCACUUUAUGCCAUAUGUUCUCUUGAUGUGUGCCUCCAUACAGGGGACAUUCAAAGCUGUAUAAGUUAGACUGGACAACUGGAUUUAUGCCUGCAGUAUAAUUCCCACUCGUAUAUGGUACUGCAGCAGUGAUCCUUAUACUGGAAUGGUCACUGUUAUUGUGGACUUUACUUAGGUUUUCUUUCCAAGACACACACCGCUAGUACAUAUUUGUGAUGGGGCAGUUUAUCAGCACCUCAAAUAUUUAAAUUCCUGACUUUGAAAAUGCCAUUUUUGACAAAUAUUUUCAUAUUGCCUUAUAUUGAUGAUGUGUUGUGUGCAUCAUCUACAAGGCAUUCUUUACUCCAAACUUUUCUCGGUCCCAACAAGUUCCAUUCAUUGCAUAUAUCCAUUAGCCUGGACAAAUCAUCUUUCAGGGUGAAUUAAUCUGUUUUAUCAGACUGGAAUUGUCUUGGAUUUAAUCCACUACUGGGCAUUUUGUACUCUGUGCCCUGCUUCCAGAUGCCUGCACCUCUGGUAAUGGUGUCUCACAAUCUCUAUCUGGUGGCACCACUUUCAUUUUCUGUCUGUAUUCCUCCAAAUGUUUAUUGCCUCUCUAACCUGCCUUAAUAUGUAGGACUCAAAGUAAGUGGUUUACUGAUAUUAGUUCCAGAACAACAUUAGAUCAAACUGAAUUUAGAGAUCAGGUUCUUAAAAUGCCUUUAGAAUGACUUUCUCCUGUUUGUCCUCUACAUGAUGCUUAGGGUCUGUAUUAUAUUAUUGAAGACUCAUGUAUUCGAAAAUGUAAUAGUCGACCCAUAAAUGUCGAAAACGUCAAACGUUGAACAUUUCAAUGGAGAUCUCUGUACAGUGCAGAAAUUGAAGUUUUCCAUUGUCUGCACUGUAUGGAGAUCUCGGAGUUGGUAUAUUUAAGUAACAGGGUGGAGUAUGUUACAGCAUUUAAAUGGUUUGCUUGGGUGGGUUUUUGUAUUUUUUUUGUACUUAUUUGACGUUUGACAUUUUCGACAUUUAUGUCGAAUACAUGAGUAUUCGAUAACGUAAUAUAGACCCGAUGCUUACUCUGGCUGCGUACAAGGUAAAGGUAGGCAGUUCAUGUAUACAGCUGUUUAUAAGGAACAUUCAUAAUAUUUUUUACCAUCCUCAAAAUAAAUACUGUAUGUCCUACUGUCUUAUAAAUUUUUUAAACCCACAAUUUAUCUUUUUCAGUUUGAACAGUAAACAAGUAGUCUGGUAGCACAGUAAACAGGAAGGUACCUGAAUCCUGCAUGCUCUACAGGAGGAAACUUUGCAGGACUAGUGGUUGGAUGCAUAUCACAGCUCAUUCAUAGUAACAACUCACAUUCCUGAGGGGGCUUCUGACUUGUACAUUCACUGCUCAUUACUAAUUCCCCUUUGCUGUAGAUAAGAUUCACUGGAUCACUUACAUUCUACAUUAGUUUCAGUAUUUCAAGAGUUUUACUUCCCAAGCCUGCAAAAAGAAAAGUGGAUGUCAUAUACCCUAAUAAUGAUAAUGAUUUUGUCCAGCUUUUUAGCCAUAAAGUGGCAUUUCAACAUAGCAAAUUUUAUUUUGUUAAUGUAUGUUGUGUCAGUAAUAGGGCUUAUUACUUUUCCAUUCUGAAAAGGUCAGAUGUUUGACCCUGACAAGAAGCACUAUUUUUUCUUUGUCUUUUGACCACAGCCUUGGAAUACUACAUUGUGCUGCAUGCUAUGUUUUCCGUGUUAAAGUUAGUUUAAAUUUAUGUACAGUAGCGUGCUUAUAUUGUACUACGUCUCUGCUGUCAAUUGGCACCAUUCCAAAUGCUCAUAAAGCUUUAAGGAUGGAUAUUAGUUAUGAAAAACAUGAACAGGUACAGAUUACUACACUGACAUUUAUAUAUACACUAGAAACUGUCAACCAUUUCACUAAAUGGAAGCAGUAUUUCGUGUAUGUCCAGAUCACUGUGUACCCUUUCAUUAAAUUAUAUGUUAGGGUAAAACACUGGUAAAUAUCUGCAGAUAACUGUCGUUUAUUGUACAGUCUGUGUUCAGUCACAUUAACAUAAAAUUAUAUUAAGUAUCAGAAGAUUUUGAGACAAUCAGCAGUCUUCCAUUUACAGAAAAUAAGAUGUAUAGUGGUUAUUUUGUUAGUAUAAAUCAGCAUAUUCCAUGAUACCCAAAACUAACCACUAGCCAAAAUAUGCUCUGAAUUUUGCACUCUUGUUAUUUCAGCUGCUUGUAAUUACUAGUAUGAAGUGUAUACAGAAACUAAAUAGAGUAUUACAUACUGUAUUUUUGUACUUAAAGCUGAAAUAUGUAAAAUAUAUGCACCAAAGUUUGAACUGUCGAAGGGAAUUUGACUGUAUACUACACUACAGAUGCUUUUUUUAAAGGGUCAUAUUCUUUAGAGCCUCUGUAAAAAUAACUUGAAUUGUUUUAUUUGUAUUAGCAAGCACAUUUGUAAUAUUUUUACCAUCCUAAUAAAGCAAAUUGGUUGCUGUCA
Molecule: messenger RNA, 16782 nt
Organism: Protopterus annectens (West African lungfish)
Lineage: Eukaryota; Metazoa; Chordata; Ceratodontiformes; Protopteridae
Gene: KIF16B
Product: kinesin family member 16B
Exons: 26
Coding region: 257-4201 (1314 amino acids)
Biological process (GO): microtubule-based movement
Molecular function (GO): ATP binding; microtubule motor activity; phosphatidylinositol binding
Source: RefSeq, a predicted model, not a curated record